UCCCAAGCAAUGCCAUCUGACAGUAACUUCCCGAAGCUCGUUCUCAUUCGAGUUCGACUUCCAGAGAAAUCGAUUCGACUUUUCUCAAUUCGAGUUCUCAUUCGGCAGCCAUUAUACUUUCCUUUUUAUUAAAGGACUUUUUAUUAAGGAUAAUGAGUUUCGUGUAGCUUUAUAUCGACAGUAAACUCAAGUUAAUUCAAAUGUUGAACCACCGCAAGACAUUGGCACAUAAAAAAUCAUAAGUAAUCUGGCAGAAAUGAGGGGAUAGUGGUGGAUUUAUCCUCCAAACCAUUCCCCAAUUUGAUAAAAAAGUGCAUUAAUGGCAGGUUUGUCAGGUUAUGAUCCAGUGUAUCGAGGCAGACCGGUGACUCCACGACAAUUUCCAGAUGAUUUUGGUGAUAGAUACUAUAAUCGCGAGGUAGUAAGACCAAUCGAAAUCAUAUCAGCGUCAUCGAUCAUCCCCGAAGGAAGUACACCACCUGACAAUGACGUUGCCAUAAAGAGAUCAAUAGGCAUAGGAUGUGGUCUUGCCAGUUUAAUCACGGAAAAUCUACUUAUUCAUCCGUUCAUCGUACUGAGAAGACAAUGUCAAGUAAAUCCAGUGGCAACAACAUAUCAUCUGGUGCCAAUCACGUUAAUACCAGUUAUGAUGAGAUUACAUCAGACCCAGGGGAUGAAUACAUUGUGGAAAGGAAUUGGGUCGGUUUUACUUGUCAGGGGUUUGACUCUUGCGGUUGAGGACCUUUUAUCGAAGGUCACACCAUGGCCCAAGGAAAUAACGAAUGAAACUUCUUUUAAAUCUUUCGGACAACACUUGUUCCUCAAAUGUGUUUCCAUUGGAAUUGUCUCUCCAUUCUACUCAGCAUCCCUAGUAGAGACUGUUCAAUCAGAGAUAGCCUCCGAAAAACCAGGAGUACUCGAUGUGUUCCGCGAUGGUGCAAUUCGUCUUCUUGAAGUCGGUAGUAAAGGACGAAUUAUUCCAAUCUAUGUCCUGUUGGGUCCACACGUCGCUUACGGAAUUGCUAAGUACUUGUUUGGAUUAAUCGUGAGGAGUAUUGUCUCCAGAGUAAUGGUCUUGAGAGACAGGCAUUUGCAAGAGAGCAGAGGAGCAUACAGUCGGGAUAUCACUUCAGAAAACGUGAUGCAAGAUAUUGAUCUCCAGUCAACAUUAAUCUCUAUGUGCGCAGCUGACAUUGCAUUCUACCCCCUCGAAACAGUUGUUCAUAGACUCCACUUGCAAGGCACCAGAACCAUCAUCGAUAAUCUCGAUACAGGAAGGAGUGUAACACCAUUAUUAACAAGUUACAGUGGUGCAUUUGACUGUUAUCGCACAAUAAUCAAUAACGAGGGCACUCUCGGAUUGUAUAAAGGUUUUGGUGCACUAAUUAUGCAAUUUGGAAUGCACUUUUUGGUACUUAAAGCUACGAAAUAUAUUCUCACAGAAAUUGGUACCAUACUAAAGCCAAAACCGAAAAUAGUUAAAACACCUCAACAUAAUUACUGCAAUGAAAUUUAAUAAUAAUUAUGUUCUUUUAAUAUAAUUUGUUCCUUCCUGAAAACCUAUUUAAGGAAAAGAUGCAAAGGGGAGAAGUGAAAAGAUAUGUCUGUAACAUAUUAAUUGUAGAGUUUGUGUAAAUGUCUGUAUUUGGAACAUAUCUUUUUACAAUGUCAUUAUUUUUCGAUCAACUUCACUCUGAAAUUUUUAUCGAGCUCCAGAGUUAUUAAUUUUGUGAUUAGCCGUGUCUAGUCAUCGUCACUGAAGUUUUACGAAUAGGUGAGGAAGAGGGGAACAUUAUGUACAGAAAGUGAACCAUGAAAUUUAGUAGAUAAAAAUUGAUGAUGAAUACAGAAAGCUCAUGAUGGGGUUUGGAAAAUCCUGAUUUGUAGAAUUAGCUUUUCAUGUUGAUUUAUUAUAAAUAUAUCCUCAUUACAAUAUAAAUUAUCUCUAAUAGUUUACCAGUAGACUUAUCAAUGAUCAUUUCAAGUUAGGUAGUAUUUAUUUCUGUUCAUUACCAAUGAAAAUAAUUUUUUUAAGGUGACAAUAUCCCAAUCUCAAUGAUAACGAUAUUGAAGAAAAUAUGAGCGUUCAGUUUCCACUUCUAAUAUCACAUUAACCACUUCGAACAAAAUUAUUGAUGUUCAAAAAAGAAGCCUCAACGUUUUUAUUUUCAAGGAAAUCACUUGUGCUCAAUCUGAAUCUUCAAUUCGCCAGAAUUUCGUAGAAAUUUCGCACACAUUUUUUUUGUAUUUAUAAUUAUGUAGAUUUUUUGGGAAUGUCCCGAAUCCGUCAGGAAAGAAAAACGAAAUAAAUUCAUACGAAACCCAAUGAGACCGUGCAAGUUCGAUGCAAGAUAAAUUCUUCUUAGGAUAAAA
Molecule: messenger RNA, 2373 nt
Organism: Diachasma alloeum
Lineage: Eukaryota; Metazoa; Arthropoda; Insecta; Hymenoptera; Braconidae
Product: solute carrier family 25 member 46
Biological process (GO): mitochondrial membrane fission; mitochondrial fission
Cellular component (GO): mitochondrial outer membrane
Source: RefSeq, a predicted model, not a curated record